GUUGAGAUCAUUAUUGAUGAUGGGGCACGGUCAGACGUCUACACCCGUUAACGUUUACCAUCACACCGAGAUAUUGUUUCUUUAUUCACAAUGUGGCUGAUUCUCCCGCUCGUAAUCGUAAGAACCCCGGAUAUCAUAGGUAGAGGUAUACGCACACUUACCUGCACGCUUUCAACUCUAGAUCAAUUUUGCUGUGUGGUUUGCACAUUCUCGAACUUGGAUUAGCAACGAGGCCGGUCAGCCGGAAUCAAAAUCGGCAGACGUUCCGGGGGAGUCGAAGGGGGAUGGGGCGUAGAAUGGCCGACCAUCUCCAAGACAAUGAGUCUGACGAUCUUGGGCCAUCAUUGAUGACACCCCCCGAUUCACCACUACCGCCACCACCAGAGCCAGACGCGACCAUAGUGCAAAUCAAUACAACGUCUUCUACACCUACCUCAUCACCGCCUCCAUCUCCAUCGUCUUCAUCCAAAUUGUUCCGGCCCUCGUCACCCUCUUCCUCCUCCUCCUCCUCAGAAACACCAACACCAGUAACAACACCACCACCGACACUGACACCAACAUCAUCAUCAACACCACUCCCCAACCGCACCAUCCCUCUCCCAAAAUGGCGAUGGCGCACCCACUGCGGCACCCGAUACCUCAUCUCCUGCACAAACCGCUGCGUCCACUGCGGCCGCUUCUUCUCCAACAAACCGGCCCCCAAAACCGGCCCACUCUCCAUCUCGCGCUUGUACAUGAGAGAUAAAGCCUUGCUCAGCUUGCGUCCCGAAGACGCCGAGUUCGGCUACUUCGUGACAGAACAUAUGAAGCGGAGGAGGAAUUGUGGUGGGCCCAGGGCGGCGACGGCGAGGGCGAGAGCAGAGCGGUCGGCAAUGUUCAUGGCGAGGGCCAUGUUGGAGGAUUCGGUGAUGGCUUCGCCGCCGUGGCUCAUGCUGUGGCCUUUUAAGUGGGAGUAUGUCAAACAGUGGCAGAUGGGAACGUACCCAGCACGAGGAACACAGGUCAAGCCAGCGUCUGGACGACGCGUACGCUUCAGCACUCCAUUCAUCAAAUAAUCAGGUCAUCGUAUAUGUAAGCUGAAUCAGAGAUAUAUCAUAAAUG
This is a messenger RNA of Colletotrichum acutatum, 1101 nucleotides long. RefSeq lists its product as uncharacterized. The transcript has a single exon. Lineage: Eukaryota; Fungi; Ascomycota; Sordariomycetes; Glomerellales; Glomerellaceae. The record is from RefSeq and is a predicted model, not a curated record. Bases 285 to 1055 code for a protein of 256 amino acids.